Messenger RNA from Oncorhynchus keta (chum salmon), 4306 nucleotides. RefSeq names its product putative pyruvate dehydrogenase phosphatase isoenzyme 2 (gene pdp2). The record is from RefSeq and is a predicted model, not a curated record. The coding region runs from base 344 to 1903 and encodes 519 amino acids. Gene Ontology annotation, biological process: protein dephosphorylation. Gene Ontology annotation, molecular function: protein serine/threonine phosphatase activity; cation binding. The transcript has 10 exons. Lineage: Eukaryota; Metazoa; Chordata; Actinopteri; Salmoniformes; Salmonidae.
GAAGAAGGUGUCGAUGACAGGCAAGCAGUAGCUUACCUGUCUUGUUCUUUUGGGCAGCUGGCACACACCGCAGCAGUCGAUCUGAGAAUGGUUUGAUUUACACUUCUUCACUCGUUAGAUACCUGAUUCAUUAUUAUACGUCCGAUAAAUAUCGCUAUCUAAGUAUCGCUUGCAAGCAUCCGGUGGACAACUUCGCUAGCUAUUCUGCGUACAUCAAUGGUGGCUAGCUAACAGCGGCAGUCUGUUUGGUCGUAGUCAUCAAAGCACACCGUAGAAUUAACUGUUAAAGUUAAUCUAAACGGUGUCUGAGGCACAGCAGAGCCUCUCAUCUUCAAGCCUUCGGAUGUCUAGCCAUGUGUGUGGCCGCAUCCUUCUGCGAGCUGCAAGCAGCACCCCCAGCCCCCUCUCUCCACAGUGGCCCAGUCUGACCCAGCGAGCCUGCCUGUCUUCCUGGGGCUGCUCUGUGUCUGGUGCUAGGUGUAGGUCUGGGGCCACCAUGCGCUUCCUCUCCACCCGUCAGGACCUGGACUUUCAGCUGAGCCGUGUCCAGAUCAGCAGCAUCCUGCGAGCCAACGAGCAGGCAGUGAGCAUCCCUGAGUUUGAUGGCCGGGGUCUCAGUGCUGUGAGGAAGUUUGAAAGCAACCAGCUGGCAGCUAACACCCCCAACGAGGACCGCCGCAGCGCAGCCACCUGCCUACAAACUAAGGGCACGCUGUUCGGGGUAUUUGAUGGUCAUGGUGGCUGGGCGUGUGCCCAGGCGGUCAGUGAGCGUCUGCUGUACUAUGUGGCGGUGGCCAUGAUGUCCCAGAGAGGACUUGAGGAGCUGGAACACUGCAUGGAGCAGAGCAGGCCUGUCCCUCCCAUCCUACAGUGGUACAAAAACCACGGAGACUACAACUACAGAGAGUCAGCCUCGCUCUACGUAGAACACCUCCGGGUCUUCUGGCAGGAGCUUCUGGACAGCGAGGAGCACGGCGACGGAAUGAGUCCGUCUGAUGCUCUGUAUUAUGCCUUUAAGCGUCUGGACACAGACAUCUCUCUGGAGGCCCAGGUCCCACACUCUAGCGACCUGAUAAGGAGUACUGCCAUACAGGUGGCGUUUGCUGGCUCCACAGCCUGUGUUGCCCACGUGGGCACUGAGGGGAUCCAUGUGGCGAAUGCAGGUGACUGCCGUGCAGUGCUGGGGGUGCAGGAGGAGGACGGGUCGUGGAGCGCCUUACCCCUGUCCCAGGACCACAACGCACAAAACGAGGCUGAGCUGGAGAGGCUCCGAGCCCAGCACCCCCCCUCGGAGAGGGACACUGUGAUCACUGACAACAGGCUGCUGGGGAUCCUGAUGCCUCUGCGUUCGUUUGGAGACGUAAGGUUCAAGUGGAGCCUUGAGCUGCAGCAGAGUGUUCUCGAAAGCCUGGAGUCUGGAAUAGAACUGGACUUCCUUAACCUCUACCAGUACACGCCGCCCAACUACUUGAGCCCGCCCUACCUGGACGUGGCGCCGCAGCUGACCUAUCACAGCCUCCGACCGCAGGACCGCUUCCUGAUCCUGGGCUCUGACGGGCUGUGGGACGAGAUGAGCUCUGAGGAGGCGGUUCGGCUGGUGGGCGAACACCUGAGUGGGAUUCAUCUACAGGCUCCAGUCUCCCCCACUGAGAGACAGUUGAACCUGGGCCAGAUGCAAGAGCUGCUGUGGAAACGCCGUGCCCUUGCCAUGCCCACCCUGGACCCCAAUGCUGCCACACACCUCAUCAGACAUGCCCUGGGCACCGGGCAGUAUGGAGAGCUCUGCCAGGAGAAACUGGCAUCUAUGUUGGCUCUGCCUGAGGACCUAGCACGCAUGUACAGAGAUGAUAUCACAGCUACUGUGGUUUAUCUGAACUCUGAUCUGGUCAGACAACACAGGUAAUGCAGAUGGGGACACACACGAACAUAUACUUCAACUCAUGCCUGGUCACAUAACACACACACAUUUCUUGACAGUUGUUUACUUUACCCUACGGUGAAAACAUUUGUUGCGUACCUAGGCCUAAGGCUCAAAUACUGCUCGCAGAGAACUGAGUGGCAUUGUAUUAGUGUUUUUCAGAUGGUUAAAUAAACUCAGCAAAAAAAAAUACGUCUUCACUGUCAACUGCGUUUAUUUUCAGCAAAGUUAACGUGUAAAUAUUUGUAUGAACAUAACAAGAUUCAACAACUGAGACAUAAACUGAACAAGUGACUAACAGAAAUGGAAUAAUGGGUCACUGAACAAAGGGGGGUCAAAAGUAACAGUCAGUAUCUGGUGUGGCCACCAGCUGCAUUAAGUACUGCAGUGCAUCUCCUCCUCAUGGACUGCACCAGAUUUGCCAGUUCUUGCUGUGAGAUGUUAUCUCGCUCUUCCACCUUGGCACCUGCAAGUUCCCUGGACAUUUCUGGGGGGAAUGGCCCUAGCCCUCACCCUCUGAUCCAACAGGUCCCAGACGUGCUCAGUGGGAUUUAGAUCCGGGCUCUUCGCUGGCCGUGGCAGAACACUGACAUUCCUGUCUUGCAGGAAAUCACUCACAGAACGAGCAGUAUGGCUGGUGGCGUUGUCAUGCUGGAGGAUCAUGUCAGGAUGAGCCUGCAGGAAGUGUACCACGAUGGAGGAGGAUGUCUUCCCUGUAACGCACAGUGUUGAGAUUGCUUACAAGCUCUGUCCGAUGAUGCUGUGACACACCACCCCAGACCAUGAUGGACCCUCGAUCUCGCUCCAGAGUACAGGCCUCGGUGUAAAGCUCAUUCCUUCGACAAUAAACGCGAAUCCGACCAUCACCCCUGGUGAGACAUAACCGCGACUCGUCAGUGAAGAGCACUAUUUGCCAGUCCUGUCUGGUCCAGUGACGGUGGGUUUGUACUCAUAGGUGACGUUGUUGCCGGUGAUGUCUGGUGAGGACCUGCCUUACAACAGGCCUACAAGCCCUAAGUCCAGCCUCUCUCAGCCUAUUGCGGACAGUCUGAGCACUGAUGGAGGGAUUGUGCGUUUCUGGUGUAACUCAGUUGUUGUUGCCAUCCUGUACCUGUCCCGCAGGUGUGAUGUUCAGAUGUACCGAUCCUGUGCAGGUGUUGUUACACGUAGUCUGCCACUGUGAGGACGAUCAGCUGUUUGUCCUGUCUCCCUGUAGCGCUGUCUUGGGCAUCUCACUGUACGGACAUUGCAAUUUAUUGCCCUAGCCACAUCUGCAGUCCUCGUGCCGCCUUGCAGCAUGUCUAAGGCACGUUCACACAGGUGAGCAGGGACCCUGGGCAUCUUUCUUUUGGUGAUUUUCAGAGUCAGUAGAACGGCCUCUUUAGUGUCCUAAGUUUUCAUAACUGUGACCCUAAUUGCCUACCGUCUGUUAGUGUCUUAACGACCGUUCCACAGGUGGGAAACUGUGUUUUUAACCCUUUACAGUGGUCCGUGAAGUAAAUUUGGAUUUUUAAGAAUUCUUUGGAAGACGUGGUCCUCAAAAAGGGACGUUUCUUUUUUUGCUGAGUAUACAUGAAGUUCUUUUUAGCUUGACUCCUACAUUUAGGUGAAUAACCAUGAUGUUUUAUGUGUGUAUGUAUGCUGAUAAAACUGUAAUUAUUUACUGCAUAGUCAUCAUAGUCCCAAAGCACAAUCGGAGCUAAGUGUUUCACAAGACUUGACUGGGUACCACGUCAUACUUGGCCAUAGUUUUAAAUAAAUCCUAUUUUCUUAUGAACUCUCUGGUGCACUUCCCCACUUUUUACUGAGUCUGAUAAAAUCUUAACUAUAUUUUCAGAACUAUGUUUUGUAUUUGUUACCUGGUGUUAGUUUGGUAAACCUGCUAUGUGUCAUAUUUUGACUAUUUGCUGACAAUCGACAGUCCACAAACUGAAUGUUUCAUUGUUAUUGGCAUAUGCAAAUUGUACUCGUAAUGCCAAGUUAAGAGUAGUCCGAUCAGGGGAUGAAAUUAAAUUGUUCAUUUUUUGCUGUAAUUGUUUUUUUCAAAUCACGAUUUCAACUUUAAUUCACUUCCUGAAUGAAAAUAUGUUAAUGUUAACCAAAACCCUUAAACUCUGUUAGUUCUUUGCCUGCCUGUGUUAGGUUUGAGUUUUCUCCAUCUACUGUAAUGUGUCUGCAAGUUACUCGUCCUCUGCUCUCUCAAAUCCUGUUUUCCUCUUAGUAUUUUUAAAAAUGUAUUAUGCUCGCCUCUCCCACAGGGAUUCUUUAGUGCAAUUAACACUGGAUCAGAGGCUGGACGAAGUGUACUUUUUAGUCAGUCACAUGUCAGUAUUUUAGGUCACAAUGUACCAUCUUCUGUUUCAAUAAAGGACCUUUUGGUUAAAUUAA